AUGGUGCUUGGAUGGAUAGCAGCAGAGACCCAGCUACCGGUGUCGUUCCGCCACCUGAUCCUGCCCGAGAAGAACCUCCCUCCCACGGAGCUGCUGGACCUACAGCCGCUCCCCAUAUCGGCGCUGAGGAACCCCAAGUUUGAGGAGUUGUAUAAUGAAACCUUCCCUCAGUUUAACCCAGUGCAGACUCAGGUAUUCAACGCAGUAUACAAUUCGGACGAGAACGUGUUCGUAGGCGCCCCUGCCGGCGCCGGCAAGUCAGUAGUGGCUGAGCUGGCUCUCCUACGUCUCCUGGCGACCAACCCGGCGGGAAGAGCCGUGUAUCUCUUGCCCAAGGACGCGCUCGCAGACAUCGUGUUCGCAGACUGCUACCAUAAGUUUGGCACCCGGUUUAAUGUUAAGGUGGUGCAGCUGACGGGCGAGACGGCGACGGACCACAAGCUGCUGAACAAGGGCCAGAUCAUCGUCACCACCGCCGACAAGUGGGACAUUCUCUCUAGGAGAUGGAAGGUACGUAAGAGCGUGCAGAGCGUGUCCCUGUUCAUAGUGGACGCGCUGCAGCUGCUGGGCGGGGAGGAGGGGCCGGUCCUCGAGGUCGUCUGCUCCCGGAUGCGGUACAUAUCCUCGCAGAUUGGUCGUCAGAUCCGUAUGGUGGCUCUGUCGCUCCCGCUGGCGGACGCGCGCGACGUGGCGCAGUGGUUGGGGUGCUCCGCCAACACCACCUUCAAUUUCCAUCCCAGUGUCAGACCGCUGCCUCUACAGCUGCAUAUACAGGGCUUCAACAUAUCUCACGCGGGGUCCCGCCUAGCGGCGAUGACGAAGCCGAUCUACCACGCAGUAGUCCGGCACGCGGGCGCGCGGCCGGCGGCCGUGUUCGUGCCGUCGCGCCGCGCCGCGCGCCUACUGGCCGCCGACCUGCUGGCGCUGGCCGCGGCGCACGCGCAGCCCGCCGCCUUCCUGCGCGCGCGCCCCGACGUGCUGCAGCCCUUCCUCAAGAGGAUCAACGACAAGCCCGCCUACUGGCCGCCGACCUGCUGGCGCUGGCCGCGGCGCACGCGCAGCCCGCCGCCUUCCUGCGCGCGCGCCCCGACGUGCUGCAGCCCUUCCUCAAGAGGAUCAACGACAAGGUAUGCUAUAUGUACAUAUAACAUAGCCCGCCUACUGGCCGCCGACCUGCUGGCGCUGGCCGCGGCGCACGCGCAGCCCGCCGCCUUCCUGCGCGCGCGCCCCGACGUGCUGCAGCCCUUCCUCAAGAGGAUCAACGACAAGCCCGCCUACUGGCCGCCGACCUGCUGGCGCUGGCCGCGGCGCACGCGCAGCCCGCCGCCUUCCUGCGCGCGCGCCCCGACGUGCUGCAGCCCUUCCUCAAGAGGAUCAACGACAAGGUAUGCUAUAUGUACAUAUAACAUAGCCCGCCUACUGGCCGCCGACCUGCUGGCGCUGGCCGCGGCGCACGCGCAGCCCGCCGCCUUCCUGCGCGCGCGCCCCGACGUGCUGCAGCCCUUCCUCAAGAGGAUCAACGACAAGCCCGCCUACUGGCCGCCGACCUGCUGGCGCUGGCCGCGGCGCACGCGCAGCCCGCCGCCUUCCUGCGCGCGCGCCCCGACGUGCUGCAGCCCUUCCUCAAGAGGAUCAACGACAAGGUAUGCUAUAUGUACAUAUAACAUAGCCCGCCUACUGGCCGCCGACCUGCUGGCGCUGGCCGCGGCGCACGCGCAGCCCGCCGCCUUCCUGCGCGCGCGCCCCGACGUGCUGCAGCCCUUCCUCAAGAGGAUCAACGACAAGCCCGCCUACUGGCCGCCGACCUGCUGGCGCUGGCCGCGGCGCACGCGCAGCCCGCCGCCUUCCUGCGCGCGCGCCCCGACGUGCUGCAGCCCUUCCUCAAGAGGAUCAACGACAAGGUAUGCUAUAUGUACAUAUAACAUAGCCCGCCUACUGGCCGCCGACCUGCUGGCGCUGGCCGCGGCGCACGCGCAGCCCGCCGCCUUCCUGCGCGCGCGCCCCGACGUGCUGCAGCCCUUCCUCAAGAGGAUCAACGACAAGCCCGCCUACUGGCCGCCGACCUGCUGGCGCUGGCCGCGGCGCACGCGCAGCCCGCCGCCUUCCUGCGCGCGCGCCCCGACGUGCUGCAGCCCUUCCUCAAGAGGAUCAACGACAAGGUAUGCUAUAUGUACAUAUAACAUAGCCCGCCUACUGGCCGCCGACCUGCUGGCGCUGGCCGCGGCGCACGCGCAGCCCGCCGCCUUCCUGCGCGCGCGCCCCGACGUGCUGCAGCCCUUCCUCAAGAGGAUCAACGACAAGGGAGUAUCACCACCACGUUCCUACUCCUGCUACAACCAGGUUGCGGGCGUGGCGUACCUGCACGAGGGCGUGGACCCGGCAGACAGACGCCUGGUGCAACAACUGCUGGAGUCGGGCGCGCUGGCGCUCUGCGUCGUGGCCGCCGAGCUGGCCUGGGGACUCGCCGCGCAUGUCCAUACUGUCAUCAUCGCGGAUACUCACGUGUACAACGGCAAGCUGCACGCGUACGAGCCGUACCCGAUCAGCACGGUGCUGCAGAUGGUGGGCCGCGCCUGCAGGCCCACGGAGGACGACCACGCCGUCGUCGUCCUCAUGUGCGUCGCCCACCACAAGACCUUCUUCACCAAGCUGCUUAACGACUGUCUGCCGCUCGAGAGCCACCUGGACCACCGUCUACACGACCACAUGAACGCGGAGAUAGUGACGAAGACGAUAGAGAACAAGCAGGACGCGGUGGACUACCUCACGUGGACAUUCCUCUACCGGCGCCUCACGCAGAACCCCAACUACUACAACCUGCAGGGAGUCACUCACAGGCACCUAUCGGACCACCUGUCGGAGCUGGUGGAGACGACCCUGACGGACCUGGAGCAGUCCAAGUGCAUCGCCAUCGAGGAUGACAUGGACGUGCAGCCGCUCAACCUGGGCAUGAUCGCGUCUUACUAUUAUAUCAACUAUACUACUAUUGAGUUAUUCUCGCUCUCCCUCACGAACAAGACAAAGAUUCGUGGCCUGUUGGAGAUCAUAUCCUCGGCGGCGGAGUACUCCGAGCUCUGCAUCAGACAUCGCGAGGAGAACAUCAUCAAGGCGCUAGCUGCCAAAGUCCCCCACAAGCCGACUGCCGCCUCAGGCGCGGCGGUGAAGUACAACGACCCGCACGUGAAGGCGCACGUGUUGCUGCAGGCGCAUCUCUCGCGCAUGCAGCUGCCGGCAGAGCUGCAGGCGGAUACUGCACUCGUACUGGCCAAGGCGAUCCGGCUGAUCCAGGCGUGCGUGGACGUGGUGUCGAGCAGUGGGUGGCUGUCGCCGGCCGUGGCCGCCAUGGAGCUGGCGCAGAUGGUGACCCAGGCCAUGUGGGCCAAGGACUCCUACCUCAGGCAGCUGCCCCACUUCACUGCUGAGCUGGUGCAGCGCUGCUCCGAGAAGGGCGUGGAGACGGUGUUCGACGUGAUGGAACUGGAGGACAGCGCCCGCGCCAAGCUGCUGCAGCUGCAGCCGGCGGAGAUGGCGGACGUCGCGCGCUUCUGUAACAGAUACCCCAACGUGGAACUCACGUACGAGGUGCUGAACGAGCGCCACCUUCGCGCCGGCAAGCCCAUCGUGGUGGAGGUGUCGUUAGAAAGGGAGGACGACAUCGUCGGACCCGUCAUCGCGCCCUUCUUCCCACAGAAACGCGAGGAAGGUUGGUGGGUGGUGAUCGGAGACCCGAAGACUAACACGUUGCUUUCCAUCAAGAGGGUGUCGCUGGCUCGCAGUGCCAAGGUCCGGCUAGACUUCGUAUGCGGUGCCCCGGGCCGCCACACGUACACGCUGUACUUCAUGUCGGACGCGUACCUGGGCGCCGACCAGGAGUACAAAUUCACCGCCGACGUGGCUGAGGCCGCCUCCGACUCCAGCGACUCGGAGUAGGCUGUACCUAGUGUUAAAUACAUUAUUGCAUAUUUUU
Messenger RNA from Spodoptera frugiperda (fall armyworm), 3967 nucleotides. Its product is annotated as putative U5 small nuclear ribonucleoprotein 200 kDa helicase. The transcript has 23 exons. The record is from RefSeq and is a predicted model, not a curated record. Gene Ontology annotation, molecular function: RNA helicase activity; RNA binding; ATP binding. Gene Ontology annotation, biological process: spliceosome conformational change to release U4 (or U4atac) and U1 (or U11). NCBI's taxonomy places the organism in Eukaryota, Metazoa, Arthropoda, Insecta, Lepidoptera, Noctuidae. The coding region runs from base 1 to 3930 and encodes 1309 amino acids. Gene Ontology annotation, cellular component: spliceosomal complex.